Messenger RNA from Beta vulgaris subsp. vulgaris (sugar beet), 666 nucleotides. RefSeq names its product 70 kDa peptidyl-prolyl isomerase-like. The coding region runs from base 1 to 666 and encodes 221 amino acids. Lineage: Eukaryota; Viridiplantae; Streptophyta; Magnoliopsida; Caryophyllales; Amaranthaceae. The record is from RefSeq and is a predicted model, not a curated record. Gene Ontology annotation, molecular function: protein binding. The transcript has a single exon.
AUGGAGGAAGCUCCUAGUUUAGGUUUGUUCUUGUUGCAUCACCUGGAUUUUCUGGAUGAGGAGGAGGAUUAUGUGAUUGAGGAGUUGUUUGAGAAAACUUGUGGUCAUGAUGAGGCCAUUCAAUAUGUAACCUCAUUGAAAGAGAAUGGAAAUUCUCUUUUCAAAGUUACUGAAUUUGGCAACGCUUAUGCGAUAUAUCGGAAUGCUAUGAAGUGUCUUUGUGUUACCAUUUCUGCUAUUUAUGAAGAGUGCUCUGCCGAUAAUAUUGAUCAUGACAUUAGAAAGCUAGUUAUUUCUCUGCAAUUGAACAUUGCAGCGUGUGAAAUCAAACUUCUUCUGUUUAAGGAAGCCAUUAGUUCAUGUUCCUUGGUGUUAGGGGUUGAUAACAGUAAUGUGAAAGCUCUGUUUAGGCGAGGAGUGUCUUUUACAAAAAUAGGAAACUUUGAAGAUGGUUAUGCUGAUUUUAGAAUGGCGAGAGUAAUUGAGCCAAACAAUAAGGCGGUUGCUCAAGAGAUUGCAAAUCUUGAGGCGGUCCUCUUGCAAUUUCCUAGGGCUGAUGUUGGUGUAUGUCAAGCCCCAAUCUUUAGUGGUGUAGCCCCACAUGAUGCUACAGGUACCACGUUGUUGAACCCUGGACUUAAUGCAAUGCAUUUGGAUGUCCAGUAA